AUGAUGAUUAAGCCAUACAUGAGACAAGAGGAUGGAGAGGAGGACGCCAGCCCUCUGCAGUGGAUGGACGGCGACAUGAGUUCACCUGAUGGAGACGCAUCAUCACACCACUACCAGCAGGCCAGGGAGGUGGGGAGUGAGGAUGCAGAGGAAGAUGAGGAGGACGAAGAAGAAGGACAAGAGGAUGAGAACGGGUCCAAGCGGCGGGGGCCCAAGAGGAAGCGUAUGACCAAGGGUCGGCAGGAGCGCUUCCGUGCCAGGCGUGUAAAGGCUAACGCCAGAGAGCGCUCACGCAUGCACGGUUUAAACGACGCGCUGGAGAACCUGCGUACCAUUAUGCCAUGUCACUCCAAAACCCAGAAACUGUCCAAGAUCGAGACAUUACGGCUGGCCCGCAACUACAUCUGUGCCCUGUCCGAGGCCCUGGAGGGGGGUCUUUCCACAGAGAGCAGAGCUUUCAUGGAGACCAUGUGUAAAGGCCUCUCGCAGCCCACCACCAACCUUGUUGCAGGCUGCCUGCAGAUGGGUCCGACUCUGGGUGUCGGGGUGAGGGCUGAGGACAGACACGGGGUCCGGGCGCCAUCUACUCCUCUUGGUGGCGUGGUGAGCUACUCCUCCCCUGGCCUGCCAAGUCCGCCAUACGGCACUUUUGACUCUGCUCACCUGCUUCACCUGAGGGCGAUGAAAGUAGGAGUGUAUGAGAAUCACUCUCCGAACGAGUACAAUGCUGGCGGUGUGGGAACCCCUCCGUAUGAAGGCCCCCCUACACCACCUCUGAGCAUCAGCAACCUGGUGCCGAAACAGGAGCCUUCACCCCACUACUUACCCCCACACCACUACUCCCCCUCCCCAGUGGACCAGGGCCUGUAUCAGACUCAGACUGGCUACGAAGCACACAUAGAGGGGCAGUAUGACUCCUACCAUCCGCCGCACAUGCCCCCCCGACAGAUAACCCCUGUCUACAGAGACUAA
Molecule: messenger RNA, 972 nt
Organism: Scomber scombrus (Atlantic mackerel)
Lineage: Eukaryota; Metazoa; Chordata; Actinopteri; Scombriformes; Scombridae
Product: neurogenic differentiation factor 4-like
Exons: 1
Coding region: 1-972 (323 amino acids)
Molecular function (GO): protein dimerization activity
Source: RefSeq, a predicted model, not a curated record